UUCAGGCACCGAACUCUGGUUCCCACUUUUUCCUUCAUCCUCCACCUGUUUUGUUGUUGGAUGGUUUGGUGAUGUAAGUUUUCUCUACAGACAGAGAGAAGCAAUCUCACCUAUCCAUUUAACUGCAGACCCCUCAAAACCUUCUGAGAAAUUUGCUGAUUUAAUGUAGAUCAUCAUAAAGAAUGCCAGCCCCCCAUGAAAUGGGGAGUAAGUAACGUGCUUAAUCAAGUCUUUUGAAAGGCUUAGCCUGGAAAACGUAAAAUCAUCCGCCACAAGUGUAUCUCUGCCUAAUGUUUGAUUUAUGGUUUCUUUCUUUUACACAUCUAGGCAUGCUCGUGUUCAUGGUUGCUGGUAGUUCUUCUUUUGCUACCAUUAUUGUUAAAUGCAGUAAGCGGAUGAGAAGCAUUUUUUUUAGUAUCCAAUAAGUCUGGCAACUCUUCUCUUUCCGAAGUAACUAACACAAUCACUUCUUGAUGCCAAAUGUUGCUAGCUAUGGAUGUUAUGAAGAUGGGUAUUAAGCUGGAAGGGAGCUCCAAGGUGAUGCCAUCAUGUCAUCAGUAAAAAUUGGUUCCUGAAAGAUGUUACUUUGGGGUGUUUUUUUCUCAUCUGGCUUGCUGAGAGAACUUUGCAAAUUUUACAUGGUUGCUUUGAUGUCAGAGCCUGUACAGCAGGCUGAAAUAAUGGAAACAUGUGUGCUCUGCCAAAAUUCAGGCUCUGGCUUAGUCCAGAUAUUAAGGUUGGACUGAAAGACUCUUGGAAAUAUUUUCCAUGUAUGUCUUGUGCUGUUUGCCGAGUCAGCGAGUCUGCUGCAGUAACUGAUGAACUCUAACUUAAAUCUUCACUUCCAACAUCUGCAUUAUCAAUCUCUUGAUUUUUAAAGUUUGGAGAAUUUCUUUGUGAAACACGAUUGAUGCAGUGUUUGGUUAUAGUUCCCAGAUUCUAAUGUAUGAAUGUGAGCAGCAAUUACUUACAGUCAUUCCUUAUAAUGAUUUCUUAAAGUCCUUGUGGAAAACAUGAAGUGCCCCUAGUGUUUCCUCGAUGGUUAUCUGUUACCUUUCAAAUGAAAUACAAAAAUAAGUUCCAAAACCUCAUUCUCAAACGUUGGUUAGGUUCAACCCUCUCUGCUCUUGGCUGUUCUGUACUUUAGAAGUAUUUUAGAUCCUGUGAGCAAAUGAUAAAAUGUACUCUGUUACUAGAGAUGGGUUAAUUUCAGGGAACCUUAUAUAGCCAUAGCUAGUGUAAAGAGUGAUUAUUGGGAAGUGUGUGUGUUUGUACACAAGGUGGAAUUAAACUUGCAAGACAAAGUGCUUAGGUUAUUUUCCUUAUAUCCUGUUCACUGUAGACUUUAUGAGCUCUUUACUAUUUCAGUUGCUGUUGGAACAUAGAUAACUUCACUGGGCAUGAUUCACGGAAAGGUCGUGGCUGAUAAGUGCAGCCUUGCAGCUUUGACAUCCUGUUACGUGAUAGCACCAAAUAUUUGUAAACACAUGCGGUAUUACCAAGUAUUGGACACAUGUGAUAUUACUUUAAAAAUUAUGAAGUUGUCAGGAUUAGUUUCGUGGGUGUUUUAAUCCCUUCAGUUCUGGUUUAACUUGAGAUUUGUGUGUACUCACACCUCUCCCACAUGUGUCUUGUACCCUACUCUGAGCUGCCACAGCAUAUUACAACUUUCUGCUGCAAACUUUAACCUAGUUUCAGAUUAGUGCUCUAACUCAUUUGUGGGGUUUUUUUUCCUCUUAGAAAUGCUUCAGUAUCUUCAGUCACAGGUGCAGCAAGCCCAUGAAUUAGUGUAUCAGCUCUAACACUGCCUGUGUUCAAGUGGCAGCAUCAGUGGCAUGUCCAGACAUAAGCAGAGCCAGCAGCUUUUUCUGCCUCACUUGUACACAAGAGACUUGUAUUUGGAAGCCACUUCAAGCUCUUCUGCUCUUAUGAGUCAAGAUGAAGCAACAAAUUAAAUUGAUUUUCUAAUUUCAGCUAAAUUCUUUUGCAUUUUUAAUACCACUGAUGAAACAGAUCCAAUAGCAUUAUAAACUUGAGAGAGCACCUUCUUUUUUUUCCCCUAUGUGAGUUGCUAACUCACUCUGCUUAUGCUUUUGUUUCUACUUUCUGGCCUUACUUUCUCUGCCUUUUCUAACCUGAAAAUCUCAUUAACUCUUCUAUUAUGUGUAGUGCUAUCAUUUUGGUCCCAAGCUUUCAUGUCUUUCUGACUUGGCCUCUUUAGGUGUUGUUUUUUUUUCCUUUUAGCUAUAGUCACAUUUUCAGAUGAAAACUGAUACUACAAGCUGUUUUGUUUGUGGGGUUUUUUUCUUGAUACAUAAACAGAAUUACUGUUCUUCUUGGAUUGCUCUACAGCAUUCAGUGUAGAAAAGAAGUUAUCUAUGACCUCUCUUGGCUUUUGAAAGUCUAGUUUGGUUAUAGUAACUUGCUAUUACUUGAUUUUUAAAAUGUUUAUUAGCAUCUUGCUCAACUUGUGAUUUCAGUAGUGUUAGUCAUGGGUUUGAAUUCUUAGGACAGGCAAACAGGUGUAUCUGGUAGGAUGAGCAGGAGUGGAAAAGCUUGCUCCUAAAUAUAGCAGGGAAAACUGUGGUAAUAUGUGUGUGAUGAUCCAUACAGCAGCUGACAAACAUCUUCAGGCUCCUUCUCCUAAGGUUAAAACCAACAAAACUCUCAAGUCAAACUGUGUCUCUAAGGCCUAAUUAGCCUGGGAUAUGUUAGCCUUUGUAGUUGCUGGUCACAUUAACUGUAUCAGCUUGUAGACAUGGCCAGCUCAGCAAGUCUCUGGCCAGAGUGAGAUUACAUAGUGUAGACUCUAUGAUAGCAGGUUUCCAAGCUCAGCCCCUCGGGUCCCUUCUGUGUGGAUGGGUGUGGGCUGUUGGAGGCCUGUCUUCAGCUCCCUUGCUGCCAGAGUUUUGCUGUUUUGGACUGAAAAUGUUCAUAGCAGCUAUCUGCUCCAAGGGAAGGUGGGAAAGGAAAAGGAAGGAAGCAAAAAAGAAAAGGAUGUUGACUGAGGAAUGCCUCAGCUAUGUGUCUGUGUGUGAAGCUACUUGGGAAGGGGACAGAAAAAGGAGUGCAAAUCUUAAAAGUGUUUGAUUUGUACUUCACAGCCCCUCUUUACAACGGAGAGCUAACAUUUUAGCAGUAGGUUGGCAGGUGUGUGCAAAGUGUGGCUUCUGAAACCUCUGAUGUGGCCAAAUUCGACCCUGACCUUGUCUUUGCAAUGUGUUCAGUCUUAAGUCUGUUUAUUGCGCAUGAGUACCUCUUACAUUCUUUAAAUAGUUGAUCUGUAUCAAGUAUGCUUCAUCCCAGAGCUUAGCUGUAAUUGCUUGUCUGCAGUUGCUUCUUGCUGGCACUGGGUACAGGUACCAAAAUGAGAGCAAGACGACUCUCUUGCAGGCGUCUUUAAUUGCUUAUUUUAAUGUUUCCUCUGCUUGGAUAAGGAAGUAGAAGGCGAGUGGGGAAAAUCUUGGUGUGCAGGAGACAAGAAAAACAUAGACAGUGAAGGUAUCGUAGAGAAGAAGGGGAUGGGAUGUAUAAGAAACUGAUAGGAACGUGGGACAACUGCUCUGUGGACAGUGGCAACUGCAAAGAGUAAGUCUACUGCUUCUGCUUACUACUGUCUUUGUAUAAAUAAUACUUCUGUGCUAUUCUAAUCUAAAAAGUACAGAUUCUGCUAGUGCUGCAAAGUGGAAGUGGUCGCAAUCAUCGAUGUUUGCUCCAAAAGCCCACAAACUACCACUGCUGGUGGGGAAAUGUGCUUCAUGUUGAACAUGAGCCUUGUUAUGAUCAUUGAGAAUGUAAAGUUGGCCCGUGAAUAUGCCUUACUGGGAAAUUAUGACUCUGCAAUGGUCUAUUACCAGGGAGUUCUUGACCAAAUGAAUAAGUAUCUGUACUCUGUGAGAGACACCUAUCUGCAGCAGAAAUGGCAACAGGUUUGGCAGGAAAUAAGUGUGGAAGCUAAGCAUGUGAAAGAUAUAAUGAAAACACUAGAGAGCUUUAAACUAGACAAUACUCCAUUGAAAGCCUCACAACAAGAAUUACCAGCUCAUGAUGCAGAAGUCUGGUCUUUGCCAGUACCUGCUGAACGUAGACCUUCGCCAGGACCCAGAAAGCGUCAGUCUGUUCCAUGCAGUGAUUGCAGAGGUCACAAUAAUCGUGUAAGUGCAGCUGUCAGAGGCCCUCACCGUCCAUCCUCUCGAAAUCCCAAUGAUAAAGGGAAGGCAGUCCGCAGCCGGGAAAAAAAGGAUCAGCAAAAUAAAGGAAAAGAGGAAAAGAACAAAUCCACAUCUGAGAUUUCAGAGUCUGAACCAAAGAAAUUUGAUAGUACUGGAUAUGACAAAGAUUUAGUAGAAGCUUUGGAGAGAGAUAUAAUUUCUCAGAACCCCAACAUCCGAUGGGAUGACAUUGCUGAUUUAGUAGAAGCCAAAAAGCUGCUUAAGGAAGCUGUAGUUUUACCCAUGUGGAUGCCAGAGUUUUUUAAGGGAAUUAGAAGACCGUGGAAGGGAGUUCUGAUGGUUGGUCCUCCUGGUACUGGAAAGACCCUUCUAGCAAAAGCUGUAGCCACUGAAUGCAAGACUACUUUUUUCAAUGUUUCUUCUUCCACACUUACCUCAAAAUACAGAGGAGAAUCUGAAAAACUUGUUCGUCUGCUGUUUGAAAUGGCUCGAUUUUAUGCCCCCACAACUAUAUUUAUUGAUGAGAUAGACUCUAUCUGUAGUCGAAGGGGAACUUCAGAGGAGCACGAAGCCAGCAGACGUGUGAAGGCAGAGCUGCUGGUUCAAAUGGAUGGUGUCGGAGGGGCUACUGAAAAUGAUGAUCCUUCUAAGAUGGUCAUGGUACUUGCUGCUACUAAUUUUCCUUGGGAUAUUGAUGAAGCCCUAAGACGGAGACUAGAAAAGAGGAUUUACAUUCCUUUACCAUCAGCAAAAGGCAGAGAGGAACUCCUAAAAAUAAAUCUGCGAGAGCUGGAACUGGCUGACGAUGUUGACCUUGCAAACAUAGCUGAGAAAAUGGAAGGUUAUUCGGGUGCAGACAUCACCAACGUAUGCAGAGAUGCAUCGCUGAUGGCUAUGAGGCGGCGUAUUGAAGGCUUGACACCAGAAGAAAUAAGAAAUCUUCCCCGAGAUGAAAUGCACAUGCCAACAACUAUGGAAGACUUUGAAAUAGCUUUGAAGAAAGUUUCUAAAUCGGUAUCUGCUGCGGACAUUGAGAAAUAUGAGAAAUGGAUAGCUGAAUUUGGAUCAUGUUGAGUUGUCUUCUCUUGAAGAAGCCACCUUAUGUCUUAAAGCAGCUUUAGAUAUAAUCAGUGGUGUUUCAGUGCACUGCAUGCUCUUUUUAACUUUUGUAAUUUAAGAGCAACAGAUGUCUCAAUAAAUUUUUUUAAAAUGCAAA
This is a messenger RNA of Myiozetetes cayanensis, 5388 nucleotides long. It is a transcript of the gene KATNA1, whose product is annotated as katanin catalytic subunit A1. The coding region runs from base 3750 to 5246 and encodes 498 amino acids. Gene Ontology annotation, biological process: microtubule severing. Gene Ontology annotation, cellular component: microtubule cytoskeleton. Lineage: Eukaryota; Metazoa; Chordata; Aves; Passeriformes; Tyrannidae. Gene Ontology annotation, molecular function: ATP hydrolysis activity; microtubule severing ATPase activity; ATP binding. The transcript has 11 exons. The record is from RefSeq and is a predicted model, not a curated record.